Sceloporus undulatus (fence lizard) is the source of this 1016-nucleotide messenger RNA. RefSeq names its product tetratricopeptide repeat domain 9C (gene TTC9C). The transcript is spliced from 4 exons. The coding region runs from base 125 to 694 and encodes 189 amino acids. Gene Ontology annotation, molecular function: protein binding. The record is from RefSeq and is a predicted model, not a curated record. NCBI's taxonomy places the organism in Eukaryota, Metazoa, Chordata, Lepidosauria, Squamata, Phrynosomatidae.
AACAAGGCCCUGGUCAUGUGACCCGUCGGCCAUGUUUGCCGUUUGGGAAUGAAAGAAGCCAAUAAAGCUGCCUUUAUUCUAGGCGGCCUCGGAGAAGCCCUGGCGACCAGGCGCCUGGAUCCCAAUGGCAACGGCAGCAGCAGCAGCAGCAGCCAAGGAGGCUUCUUUGGAGGCAUCCAUGGAGCUGCAUCUGCAACGAGCCCAAGCUUUCAAGGAGGAAGGCAACCGCUGCUACAAAGAAGGGCGCUUCCGGGAUGCUGUGAGUCGCUACCACUGGGCCCUGCUGCAGGUGAAAGGGCUGGAUCCCAGCGUCCCUUUUCCCUUGCAGGAAUUUGGCGCAGAGAGAGCGUCCAUGACCUCUGAACAGGAGAGGGUACUUCACAACAUCCAAAGCGACUGCUAUAACAAUCUCGCUGCAUGCCUCCUUCAGAUGCAACAUGUCAACUAUGAACGCGUGAAAGAGUACAGCCUAAAGGUCUUGGAAAGGCAGCCGGAGAAUGUGAAAGGACUGUAUCGUGCUGGAGUGGCUUUCUACCACCUGAAGGAUUAUGACAAGGCACGGCACUAUCUUCUGGCAGCAACCAGUAAACAGCCCAAAGAUGCCAAUGUGAAGCGAUACCUACAGAUGACAGAAACCCAGCUGAGCAGCUACCAUCAAAAGGAAAAGCAACUGUAUGUGGGGAUGUUCGGCUAGAGGCGAUGCAUUCUCCUUGGAAACACCUAGACGCAACAGUGUUGGUGCCUGGUUUUUUAUGGUCCCCUACAUGGUUAUUGGGUUCAGAAGUGUCAAAUCUGCAGUGCCUUGAAAAAUGUGUUUAAUGACCAAUCUAAUUGUAAAAGAUGUGCAGUUUCAACAGUAUUGUUGCUUUUGGGUAGAACAGGUUGUGGGUGGAUGGUGACGUCCCAAAUUUGUCUCCUUCUCUGCACUGCAGCUGAAAGGCAUCCAUGUGGUCAAUACUGUGUUUUCAGGCUUCCCCUCUUUCCAGCUGAUUUAUAAAAUAGCAUGGUAAAUUAAA